Cladocopium goreaui is the source of this 1419-nucleotide messenger RNA. NCBI's taxonomy places the organism in Eukaryota, Dinophyceae, Suessiales, Symbiodiniaceae. The record is from the annotation of a GenBank genome assembly.
AUGUUCACCGUAUCAACGGGAGUUUAUACUUCCAUAACGGCCUCAUCGGCCUCAUCGGCUCCAGCGGCUCCAGCGGCUCCAUCGGCCUCAUCGGCCUCCGGCUCCAGCGGCUUGAGCGGCCUCAUCGGCUCCAUCGGCCUCAUCAGCCUCAUCGACUCCAGCGGCUCCAGGGGCUCCAUCGGCCUCAUCGGCCUCUUCGGCCUCAUCGGCUCCAUCGGCUUCAUCGGCCAAAGUUGGCUUUGUUUCACUGGUGGAAAGGCCUUCAAAGGUAGGGCGACUUUCAGUGAAGCGGUUACGAUCAGCAGGUCGCAAAGUGAGGACGAUCUUGGCCACAAAAGCUCGCCCUUCACAGAAGAUUGGUCAGGUUUUUUGGCUUCGCCCUGUGACACUGUGGUGAUGCUUUGUGGCGCCCGGCCCGGCAACGUGGGUGCAACGUACUGCCUCUGCUGUUUGGGGAACGUGUGCGCCCUCGUUGUGGUGGGAUUGACCUUUGGAAAGGCCCAGAAGGCCUUGGAGUUGUCGGGUGUGAAACCUGGAGAAGGAGUGACAUGCUUGGUGGCCCCACCAGAACAGAUGGACACGCGCGAGGUGCUCUUGGCCCUGCGUGAUGCAGACUUUCACCUUGUAGGGCUCACGGCCCACGGAGAAGGUGUCAAAGCACUGUGGGAUGUGUCGUUUCGACCAGGCCUGGCCUUGGUCUUCGGCCGCGAGCACGAUGGGAUUCCGCCUGAGGCGGAGGAGCUGUUGCACGAGGCAGCCACAGUGCCGAUGGUGGUCCCUGGAAAUGAGGGUAGCCUCAAUGUCUCCCAAGCUGCUGGAAUUGUGCUGUAUGAGCGAUGGUGCUCAUUGAAGGACAUUGCAACUUCGCCUCCCCGCUCUGCGGCGAAGAGUGUCGCCAUGGCUGACAAAUCGGAGAACCCCAUGCGUCAGAUCCGGGUGGAGAAGCUGGUGCUGAACAUCAGCGUGGGUGAGAGCGGCGAUCGCUUGACGCGCGCCGCCAAGGUGUUGGAGCAGCUCACGGAGCAGCAGCCGGUCUUUUCGAAGGCCCGGAUGACCAUCCGCCAGUGGAGCGUGCGACGGAACGAGAAGAUCGCCUGCCACGUGACCGUGCGGGGCGAGAAGGCCGAGGAGAUCUUGGAGAAGGGCCUCAAGGUGAAGGAGUACGAGCUGCGCAAGAAGAACUUCGCCCGGAACGGCAGCUUCGGCUUCGGCAUCACUGAGCACAUUGACUUGGGCAUCAAGUACGACCCUGGCACCGGUAUCUACGGCAUGGACUUCUACGUGCACCUCUCCCGGCCCGGCAGCCGUGUGAAGAACCGCAAGUUGAAGGUGGGAAAGGUGGGCUGUGCUCACAAGCUGAAGAAGGAGGAUGGCAUGAAGUGGUUCCAGACCAAGUACGACGGCAUCCUCCUGAACUGA